CUAUUGGUUGGCGGGGAGCAGUGAGAGGUGAAAGGUUAACUCAUGGGUUUGGAUGAUCAAGCGGGCUGCAGAGCAGUGAAGCACACUAGCUUUUGUUCGUAUUAGCUUGUUUAGUAGGGAAUUGAUUUGCGAAUAUUUCAUCUAACGCAUAUUUAAGGUAACGAAAUUCGUUAUUUAAGCCACUUCAAUCUUUUUAGAUUGUAAGUUAGUUGGUGUCAGUUCACCCUCAGAUAAGUUUGGCGGCUAAGCUAACACAAAGUUUUCGCGGUUCUUCAGUUUGACGUCUGAUCCCGCAUCUUAAACAACACAAAUCGGUUAAUAUAAACCAAAAUACAUUACAUCGUCGUGUUGCAUCUCUUUUGAGUGUGUAUUCAGUGUAAUGGCCGAGAGACCAGAGGACCUCAAUCUUCCCAAUGCUGUCAUCACGCGGAUUAUAAAGGAGGCAUUGCCAGAUGGAGUUAACGUCUCCAAGGAGGCAAGACGAGCGAUAUCUCAAGCAGCCAGUGUUUUCGUUCUCUAUGCAACAUCUUGUGCAAACAAUUUUGCUAUGAAAGCAAAAAGGAAGACGCUCAACGCUGGAGAUGUGAUGUCAGCUAUGGAGGAGAUGGAGUUUGAGCGUUUCUUGCAACCCUUGCGGGAAGCACUUGAAGCUUACAAGAAAGGUCAGAAAGGCAAGAAGGAGGCAUCUGAGCAAAAACGUAAGGACAAGGAGAAGAAGAGCAGCAGCACAGAUGAGAAUGACAAGAGUAGAGAUGAAGAGGAAGACGAGCACAUGGAUGAUGAGCAGGAGGGAGAGAAUGAAGGAGAGGAAGAGGAUGUGGAGAACUGAGAACAAGCAGGAUUUUUGUAUUUGUUCAGUCCGUCCUGGUUUCCAUCAACCAUGGCAAAUAAUAGUUUCCACGUUAAUGGUGAGACAAGGACAAGCCUAUGGUACUGAAUACAAGUGUUUCACGUUAAGAAAUUGAGCAACUGUACAAAAACAGUUGUGGCAACUUUCCUGCGGAGUGCUAAUUUGAAUACAGUGAGAUAUUUCAAGGAAAACUGCACAUUGUCUCCUCAAAUUCACUUUAAUCAGUUAUACGUAAUGCAGCAGUACCCACACAGUUUUAAGCAAAUAAAUUUACUGUCAAGAAAUGGAAAAAAAAAAGUGAUGUUAAUGUUUAGGAUGAGGAAUAAAAUGUGAGCAGCUUGAAGUACUUAAACAUUUUGUAAACAUGGUUUCUGCUGUUGCGAAACAUACUAUGCCACCCCGUUUUAAAAGUCAGGCUUUUGUUGUAGGGCAACACAUACCUAAGCUUACAUACUUUUGUACCGAGUCUUUAUAUAACUACAACAUUUGAAUACUUUUUAUUUCAAUUAAAGAGUUCUUUUUUUGUUCCUCAAUUUA
This is a messenger RNA of Cyprinus carpio (common carp), 1387 nucleotides long. It is a transcript of the gene pole3, whose product is annotated as polymerase (DNA directed), epsilon 3 (p17 subunit). NCBI's taxonomy places the organism in Eukaryota, Metazoa, Chordata, Actinopteri, Cypriniformes, Cyprinidae. The record is from RefSeq and is a predicted model, not a curated record. Gene Ontology annotation, cellular component: CHRAC; epsilon DNA polymerase complex. Gene Ontology annotation, molecular function: protein heterodimerization activity; chromatin DNA binding. Gene Ontology annotation, biological process: heterochromatin formation; DNA damage response; leading strand elongation.